Molecule: messenger RNA, 3270 nt
Organism: Catharus ustulatus (Swainson's thrush)
Lineage: Eukaryota; Metazoa; Chordata; Aves; Passeriformes; Turdidae
Gene: MYOCD
Product: myocardin
Exons: 12
Coding region: 161-2863 (900 amino acids)
Biological process (GO): cardiac muscle cell differentiation; smooth muscle cell differentiation
Source: RefSeq, a predicted model, not a curated record
AAGCCACUUGCUGCUCCUUGCCAGCCGGCUGUAAAAGCACCCAGAGAGUCCAGGAGAGCUGGAUGAAUCCUGAGCACCAGCCACGGUUUGGUCGGCUUUUCCCUGUGGAGGAAGUUAAUGGUUUAAGUGAGGGGCGCCUGGAUCUGGUCCCCGAGUCACCAUGACACUCCUGGGGUCUGAGCACUCCUUGCUGAUUCGGAGCAAGUUCAGAUCAGUUUUACAGCUACGGCUCCAGCAGAGAAGGACCCGUGAGCAGCUGGCAGACCAAGGCAUCAUGCCACCACUGAAAAGCCCAUCUGCAUUCCAUGAACAGCGAAAAAGUCUGGAGCGAGCCAAGACUGAAGAUUAUCUCAAGCACAAGAUCAGAAGCAGGCCUGAGCGGUCAGACCUGGUCAAUAUGCACAUUCUGCAAGACUCGGCUGCAGAGGGGUCCAUUCAGUCUACUCAAAUGAAGCUGAAAAGAGCCCGACUGGCAGAUGACCUCAAUGAGAAGAUUGCGCUCAGGCCGGGUCCUUUGGAGCUGGUGGAGAAGAAUAUUAUUCCCGUGGACUCAGCUGUGAAAGAGGCCAUAAAAGGCACCCAGGGCGGCUUUCCCCGGCAGACCGACGCUUUCGCCUUCGAGGAGGACAGCAGCAACGACGGGCUGUCCCCGGAGCGGCCCCGCAGCCGCGGCUCCCCGGGCCCCGCCGAGCCGCCCCCAGGCUCCAAGGCCCCGGAGCCGCCCCCCGCCGGCCCUGCCGGGGCUCCACAGGAUCGUCCUCCCAGUGCCGAUGGCCACGCUCCGGACACUGCCCCGGGGCAGGGCAGCCAGUGCGACAGCCCCAAGCAGCCAGCAGGGCAGGAGAGCCCCACGCUGCCGGUGCCCUCUGCCGUGAAGUCCAAAUCAUCCAGUGAUAGCAAGAACCGUCACAAAAAGCCCAAAGACACCAAGCCCAAAGUGAAGAAGCUCAAGUACCACCAGUAUAUACCUCCAGACCAGAAAGCAGAGAAGUCCCCUCCACCCAUGGACUCUGCAUAUGCCAGACUGCUCCAGCAGCAGCAGCUCUUCCUGCAGCUCCAGAUCCUCAGCCAGCAGCAGCAGCAGCAACAGCAGCAGCAGCAGCACUUCAACUACUCUGGGAUGCACCAAGGACAGCUAAAGCAAUCAAAUGAGCAAAUGGUCAAAAGUUCAAAUUCUUCAUCAACUUCUGGCAACAACACCCCUCUUUCUCCAGUGAAAACCACCUUUUCAGGCCAGACUUGUGUCUCAUCUAUCAAGCCAGGCCCUCUGCCAUCCAACCUGGAUGAUCUCAAAGUGUCAGAGCUGAGGCAGCAGCUCCGAAUACGAGGCCUGCCUGUGUCGGGUACCAAAACAGCGCUGAUGGAGCGGCUGCGGCCCUUCCAGGAGUGCAGCAGCAGCACAGUGCCAAACUUCAGUGAGAUCACCACUGUCACCUUCCCUGUCACUCCAACAAGCACCCUGUCCAGUUACCAGUCACAGUCCUCCACCAGCAUGUUAUCAAACGGCUUCUAUCACUUUGGCAGCACCAGCUCCACCCCACCCAUCUCGCCCGCCUCCUCUGACCUCUCUGUGAGCGGCUCUUUGCCCGACACCUUCAACGACGGGCCCAUGUCCUCUCCACAGUUUGGUCUGCAGCCAUCACCGGUUCAUGGCAGUGCUGAGGAAAGCCUCAUGAGCAGCAUGAAUGGAGGGAGCAUCCAACUGGAACUGGAAGGAAUAGACACAGAGAAAGACAAGAUGCUGGUGGAGAAGCAGAAGGUGAUCAAUGAACUGACGUGGAAGCUGCAGCAGGAGCAGAGGCAGGUGGAAGAGCUGAGGAUGCAGCUCCAGAAACGAAAGAGAAGCAAUGGCCUUGAGGAGAAGCAGCAGCCUGCUCAGCAUUUCUUUGGUGUCCCCAUCAAACAAGAGAACACCGUGUCCAGCUGUCCAUUUGCAUCCAAACAAAUGGCCCUGAAAGGCCAGGCCGGCAGCUCGGAUAAGCUGAGUAACUGUGGGGUACCGCAGGUGCCCCACAUUGUAAACAGCCACUGCUUGGAGCCCACAGGGCAGAGCACCAUCACCUCCUCGACAUUCCUGAGCCCGCAGUGCUCACCCCAGCACUCUCCCCUGGGGGCUGCAAAGAGCCCCCAGCACAUCAGCCUGCCACCGUCCCCCAACAGCCACUACCUGCUCCCGGUGUCCCCCGAGGGCCGCAGCGGGUCCCCGCCGGGCAGCAGCUGCCUCCGCACAGCGCCGCAGAUGACACGAAGUCAGCAGAUGGACGAGCUCCUGGACGUGCUGAUUGAGAGUGGAGAAAUCCCGGCCAAUGCCAAGGAAGAUCAGUCCUGCCUGCAGAAAGUCCCUCAGAUCAUGGUGUCUACGGGGAGCUCCGGUGGCUCUGUGGCCAAGGGCUCCGCCCCGUUCGAGCCGGUGUCCUCGGCGCCGCUGCCCUUCGAGCACUGCCCGGGCAGCAGCGACGCGCACCUGGAGGUGCUGCUCAAUGCCCACAGCCCCCUGGGCAGGGUCAGCGAGAUGGCCCUGCUGAAGAUGGGGGGAGAGGAGCCCCACUUCGAAGGGAUGAUGGAGGGGUUCUCCGGCAAAGCCGCGGAUGAACUGCUCAACUCCCAGGAGAUUUUACAGACUCCCCUGUCGCCCAUGGAAACCCAGCUGUCCCCUUCUCCUGCCGAGGGCUCCGGUUUACAAAUGAGUUUCACUGAGUCUCCGUGGGAAACAAUGGAGUGGCUGGACCUCACCCCCCCCAGCUCGGCCACCGGCUUCAGUUCGCUCACCCCCGCGGGCCCCAGCAUCUUCAACAUCGAUUUCCUGGAUGUUGCCGACCUCAACCUGAACACCAGCAUGGACCUGCACCUGCAGCAGUGGUGAAGGGACGUGCUGGGCAGGAUGCUGUGAGCCUGCAGCAGGCAGCACAAUGUUCUUGUCGUGCCAGAGAACAUGCAGGGCUAACGUGCCUCAUCCAGGGGAAACUGGAGUCAUUUUCCCAGCAUAUAAACUUGUUUGAAUUUCCAGUCACUGAAAAUUGACAGCACAGCUCUGGUACUUUGGUUUUCCUCCAUUGACACAACCCCACAGAGGACACCAGUGCCUGAAACAACACUUCUUUGAUUGACAAGUAUUUCCAUUUUCUUUCUUUAAUCUUUCCCCCCCAGUUUUAGCAGUCACUCUCGUGAGAACUGGAGCAGCUCAUGACAAGACUGUGUGGUGAAGUGACCUCACCUGGAUGGCAACAGGAAGUCAUGGAGAGGGAAGCCCACUGUUGCCCUCCUCCUCUC